Procambarus clarkii (red swamp crayfish) is the source of this 1118-nucleotide messenger RNA. Lineage: Eukaryota; Metazoa; Arthropoda; Malacostraca; Decapoda; Cambaridae. The record is from RefSeq and is a predicted model, not a curated record.
AUUAUCUGGAGAAAGCCCGCGGUUGUGUGAGCAGCAGCGGCAGUGGCAGCAGCAGCAGCAGCAGCAGCAGCAGCGGCAGCAGUGGUCCCGCCAGAUCCACCUCUGGAGGCAACAUCUUUAUAUUCUUGGGAACCACCCACAUACACACGAACACGGGGGAAGUGUCUGUGUCCUCUCCCCCUACUCCAGUCGACUACGGUGACAACCUCCCCUCACACACCGGUGAUGCCAACCGUAGCGAUCAGGUCGCGACAGGUGUCGCCACACGCCCCGCGCGAGUGUGUCUCCCUACACACCCCACUACUGCCCCGGUUGGUGGAGAUUGUGGUGAUAGAAGUACUAGUAACACCAGUCCUACUGCCGAUCAGAGGGGUGGUGACGCUUUAUAUUUUAUGAACACCGUUGAAGAGGUGUUGUCCCCCAGCCUUUUAACUGGGGCGUGUAGAGUAAGUAGUGACCCUACUACUAGUAGUACUACUAGGGAUAGUAGGACUGAAGAAGAAGAAGUAGUGAGAAUGAGUGAGGAUAUUUCACAGAGUGGUGAGUAUCCAGAUCUCUUGACUAUGAGCGGAGGUUUUGAUGAUGCGGUGUUUGCCGCUAUUUCUCUCUCAGAGGACAACCCCGCUACUCAAACCGAAAAUGAUUUGAAUGUAGAAGCUUUACUGGGUGAGCAUAUAAUGCUUACAGACAGUCAGCAACGUGGAUUGCUGACUGACGUUGAUGUGAAUCUUUUCCUCAACCCCCACCUUAGCUCACUCCAAGGUGUGUCUACAAACCUUGACCCCGAACCCAGCUCUCGUCCCUCCUCCUCCACAUCCCACAACUCUAAACUAAGUUCACACAAAGCCACAUCUCGGGCUAGAGCUCGCGAUGAGUGUAAUACUAUGUCUCAGACUGUGUUAAUAAGUAGUGAUGAUGAAAACUUUACCCCUCUACGAAGGAUCCGAGUUGGAGACGAUCUUAAUAGAUCCCGCUAUAUUGACACCACCAGUGAUAGCGAGUGUGAUAGUGAGGUUGAGCGUGAAAUAAUCGCACCUCCCCCACCCAAACGACAGAUUAAACGAAAGGAUGUUCGUCUAACUAUAGAAAAAAAAAAACAGCAAAAAUCUAAAAUCUAA